AUAUACAAAUUAACUAAUACAAUGAAAUGGUCUUGAACUUAUUUAGCUCUUUUAGGAAACAUAUUUCUGCUGAAAAGAGUUUGAGAAGAUGGAGGUAAGCUCAUCUGUUUCCUACAGUUUGUCACAUUCGUACAGAUUGUUUGCGCUUUUCAGUGUGAUGUGAAUGGACGGCAGUGUGAAUUUCUAUCGGCCGUGGAAUCAGUACAAGAGAGGAUUUGGGAAUGAGGAAUACUGGCUGGGGCUGGAGAACAUGUACCAGCUGACACGUAAGAACAAGUACAUGCUGAGAGUGGAUCUGGAGGACUUUGAAGGAAGGAAAGGUUUCGCUCUGUACUCGUCCUUCUCUGUGGGUUGUGAAUUUGCUGGAUAUCAGCUGCAUGUUUCAGGAUUCACUGAUGGAGGAGCAGGCGACUCUUUAUCUGGUCAUAACGGACAGAAGUUCUCCACCUUUGACAAUGACCAAGAUUCCUAUGAAAAGAACUGUGCCAAGCAGUAUCUCGGGGGAUUUUGGUACAAAGAAUGUCACACUACAAACCCCAAUGGAGUGUAUUUAUGGGGAGAAGAUCCCACCUAUCAUGCCAUUGGUGUUGUUUGGUCAACGUGGAAGAAUUACGCAGUCAGUAUGAAAUCCAUCAGCAUGAAGAUAAAACGUGUGUCAUAGAAACAUUAGAGCGCUUAAAUUUACAUUUUUAUAACUUUUUUUCUGUGUGAAAGGAUCAUGUUGAAAUCUGUUUUUUAAAUGUAUGGAUGUUUGUGCAUUAAAAUAUUUUGUGAAGUUACUGUUUACAUGAUUAUUUAUUCCUUAAAUAUUCAAUAAACUCCUUUAGUGAAUCCAGACUA
Messenger RNA from Carassius gibelio (silver crucian carp), 840 nucleotides. Its product is annotated as microfibril-associated glycoprotein 4-like. Gene Ontology annotation, biological process: elastic fiber assembly. The record is from RefSeq and is a predicted model, not a curated record. The transcript is spliced from 3 exons. The coding region runs from base 164 to 661 and encodes 165 amino acids. Lineage: Eukaryota; Metazoa; Chordata; Actinopteri; Cypriniformes; Cyprinidae.